Messenger RNA from Cuscuta epithymum, 3187 nucleotides. Lineage: Eukaryota; Viridiplantae; Streptophyta; Magnoliopsida; Solanales; Convolvulaceae. The record is from the annotation of a GenBank genome assembly.
CAUGAAUUCAUUUGAAUGCCUUCCCGAUUGAAUUGUUAGUUCAAAUUUGAUAUGAGUAAACUAGACUUAAUGAAUAAGAUUCUCAAAAAAAUUCAUCAAAAAAUUCCACCGGGAACCACCCCAAAUGGCGUCGGCCGGACAGAGCAUCCUAAAUAUGGCCUUAUUUGACAUUUUUUUCAAGUUCGAGACCCUAUCUGACCCUUAUCCCAUCAUUAUAAGAUUUUUAGUGAAUAAUUAUUUUUUCAGAUUAAGUUUUUUAGGUUCAAAUUAAUUUAUGUUGUCUUCUUUCUCGUCUUGUAGAUAUACGGAAAAUAUUAUCUAGGUGAUGCCAUUUUUUUCGCCUUUUAAAAUAUUAUUUUUUAUAUUAAAAUAUCAAUGACUCAUUUAAUAAAGCGAUUACCCACGGUUACCCGCGGUUAUAACCGUUACCCGUUGGGGCGGAUACGGUUUGGGUAAAAAUUAUCCGUUGGGUAAUGGGGCGGUUAUGGGGCGGGGAAUUAUCAAAUGGGGCGGGUACGGUUAUAUGUAAAACCGUCCCCGAACUGCCCCAUUGCCAUCCCUAAUUAGUACCACUAAUUCGGAAUCACCUUGAGUUGACAAAAAAAUUCAAAAAUUGCAUUUCAAAAAUAAACCCAGACCAAUGUGAGAUCUUUCCCGUCAUUUUCUGUUCUUUGUGACAUUAUGAAAAAGUAAUUACAUACAUAAGUGUAGUUCGUGAUCUGUCUUCAUCUAAGUGUGAUCGACAUAGAAAACAAUUGUUUCCCCCCUUCAAGUCCUCAACUUUGUUCAAACUGGCCACACCCCUAUGCAUCAGGUUAUAAAACCACGUACAAUCUAGACUUUGUGAAAUUUUCAAAUUUGAUCUUGAGAGUGAGUUAAGUGUAAUGCCCCUCUAAGGAAAAAAUGAGGUGAGUAGAAGAAAAUAUGUGAAUCCAUUACCCAUAUAUCAUGCAUGCUACUCUAAUUUAUCAUACGCGUGUAGUGGAUAAGGAUGUUUUCUUUUGACUGAAAUUUGCUGGUCUGAUCUGGUCUGAACUGGUCUGGCCUAACUAGACCUGUACAAAGUCGGGCCGGCCCGCCCAACCGGCCCGCACAAAUGGGCGGGCUUGGGCAUAUAUAUUUGCCCACCGGCCCGGCCCGCAAUAACAUAUGGGCGGGCUUGGGUUAGGGUGUAGGCCCGUUCGGGCCGAUAAGCCCAGCCCGCUACAUUUAGUGUGUGUAUAUAUAUACACUAAUUUAUUUAUUUAUUUAUUUACAUGUACACAUGUAUAUUUAUAUUUACUAAUAUAAUUUACCUUUAUACAUAUUUAUAGUUUAUUAUAUGUAAAUUUAAGUUUUUAGUUCUUAACAACUAGCCCAACUAAUAUAGUAUCUAUUUUUGUACUUAAAGAUAAUACUUUUUGCUUGAAAUUUAAAUUUUAGAUAUAGUUUCUCAUUAUUAUUUUUAUGUAAAUAUUAUGUUUGUAUGUGGUGAAAGGCCUAUAAAUAUUUUAAGUGUAUUAACAAUUUUUUAAAUUCUGUCAUAUUAUUUUUAAAGUAUUAAAAAAAUUAUAUAAUUUAGAAAAAUUUAAAGUUUUUCCGGGCCGAGAGGCCCGGUGGACUACCCGGCCCGCUCUUACGGGUAGGUAUUGACAUGGAGUUAGGCCCGUUUGUGCGGGCCGGGCCGAGCCAGCCCACACAUGAUGGGCAAAAAAUUUAUAAAAAGUCCGGCCCGAGCCCGGCCCGAAAAAAUAACUUUUGCUCAUUAAAAUUAUGGCGUCCUUUGAUAAAUAAAAAAGAGUUCAUUCCAUUUUUAUUUUUAAAAUUGAAAAUUGAUUUCAAUCACUUUUUGUUAAUAAUUAAAUCAAAUUCAUCCACUCAGUACAUUUUUUCCAUUAGAUCGUUACUUUUUUAUUACUCUGUAUUAUACAUCAUUUUUCGCCAAUAUCUUCUAUGUUGAUUUUUUUUCAACCCGGUAAUUCUCCAAGACCGGAGGGUCCUGGGGUGGGGGCCAGGGAACAUCCCACCAAUUUAUUAUGAAAAUGUGAAAUACAGAUAGUAGGAGGACCAAACUAAAGUCUACUCGGAGAUACAAAUAAAAACUGUGUAAUAUAAGGAAAGCUAGUAGCAUCAAACUUUAAAAUGCCCACAAAAUGAUUAAAAGGGAAAACUGCCACAUAAGUCCACGUACUUUGAACGAAAAGUCAAUUGAGUCCACAUACUUUUUAUCAGAUCAAUCAAGUCCGCGAACUAUUAAAAAAUGAUCAAAUCUGCUAUUUAGCAGGUAGCUAACCCGUUACCCGGUCAAAUGCUUACGUGGAAGUCCCAUCUGUUACAUUUUUAUUGUUUUCUAAUUUUUCCAUUUUUCUUUUCUUUUUCUUUUUCCUCUCUCCCUUUUUCUCUUUUCUUUCUCUUUUUUCUUUUCUUCCUGCCCGCUGAAUACGCUCCCUCUUCCCAGUCUGCAGCUCUACCAUUUCCAUUUCUUUCUUUCUUUCUUUCCUUCUUUCAAUUCUUGUCUCCACCAGAAAUCCAUUCACUCUCUUCCAUUUUUACUCCCUCUGCCACCUUGGAACGAACUCCGUUUCCCAGACCUCUCAAGCCACCACCUCUGCCGCCAGGCCUCCAUAGCCACCGCAUCCGGUCACCACCACAUCCGGCCUCCACCUCCACUUCCGCCGCCCCUCCUACACACCGCGCGCCUCCGGCCACCACCUCUGCGGCGUCCACCUUCACCUACUCUAUUGAACCAACCUCCAGCCGCCCCGACCUCCAUAGCCACGACCUCCGCCACCCAUACCUCCGUACACACCGCCUCCGCCCUCCGGCUACCAUCUUUGUGGCCUCCCCCCCCCCCCCCCCCCCCACCUCUUCCACUGAAGCGACCUCCAACGACUCUGGCUUCCAUAGCCGUCUCAUCAAGUGAAUCGAACUCUGCUCCUCAGCCUCCAUAGACUGAUAGAUCGAGAAGUAAGCAGAUGGAGUGACGUUGCAGUCUGGCAGAGUUGCAGACACGGGGACGAAACAAGGAAAGAGAAAAGCAAAAGAAAUAGAAAAAUAAAAAAUGAAAAGAAAAGAAAAAGAUAAAAUAUAAAAUAAUAGAAAAUUGAAAGAAAAAAGCCAAAUGGACGUUACAACCAGAGAACUAGCUAAAUAGCCAAUUUUGAUUAUUUUCUAAUACUUUGCGGACUUAGAAGCUGUUCCGUUCACC